Chiloscyllium plagiosum (whitespotted bambooshark) is the source of this 5217-nucleotide messenger RNA. Lineage: Eukaryota; Metazoa; Chordata; Chondrichthyes; Orectolobiformes; Hemiscylliidae. The record is from RefSeq and is a predicted model, not a curated record.
CAGGUACGAAGAUGAGGAAUAUAUGGAGGGGGCAACUCCAGAUAACAGAAAUGGCGAGGGGACAGCUCUAGAUAAUUGAGAUGGGGAAGACGGUAUAUAGGAGGAGAGCUCUGGAUAAUAGAGAAUUUGGAAAUAACAUCGACUGAAGUGAGGAUUCCACAUCACAAAAUAAUGUAACAUAUCUGGUGAAAAUGAGGGCACCACAUUAUUGGAGGAGCUGCAAUGUUGUGUUUUCUACGAGAGAUUCACGCACAUUAAUGAUAUACCAUCAUAUCCUGUGAAGCAGAUCAAACUUCAUGAAGAUCAUAUGUUCUUACAUCUUUGGAGUGAGGUCUCACAAGUGAAGUUGAUGUGCUGUUGUAUCUGCUGAGGAAAAUCCCCACUCGCUUUAUCCUGUUAGAAGUAACAUCCCAACAUUUUGGAAAUGAUGCAUUCGUGUGACAAUUUAGGAAGUUCCUGAAGUGGGCAGAGCUGUUAGGAAUGAGUUGCUGUCAUGACACUUCUCUACAAAGAACAACAAAAACCUGAGAAAAGACUGGCAAUUUGUUUGUGCUAUAUCAUCACAUAGUACAUUGAAAAACCUCGAGAUCAUUUUGGAUUAAACAUUUCUCCUCAAAAUAAAGUUCAGGUUUGGUCAAAAGCAGGCAGCUGUUUGUAAUGGAGCCAGAAUCCAAAAACAAAACUAUGGAUGUAACAACUUUAAAAGGAGAGGUGAUUUAUUUUAUUGUGUCCAAGGAAAAACAGCUUGGUGGGAAAAUGGAUGCAGUUCUGCAAUUUAAUAGAAUGACAUUUGAUUCAGAAACUGGGAAAUUCAAACAGAAAUUUUCAGGAAAAUUCAUCCUCAAACAAAAAAGUUCCUCCUUGCAAAUUGUUGCCUGUUGUUGUGCUAUUGAUUCAAGAACAGGACAAAAUGCCCCUUGCAUUUUGCUUGAGAAGCAUAGAAAGGCUCAUUCUAAAUUUAGAUAUAGUUUACUUAUGCUGCACAGUUCAAAUCAAGUUGAACAGUGUUUGGAUUUUGAAUUAGACUAUGAACUGAAGGUGAACGUAACCCUGUUGACUGGACCUAGUGUUUUGUGGAGCUGUGGCAACCAAGUGUAUUAUAUAUCUUCUGAAACUAAUGGAUUUUUUAAAAUUCCCAUUUCAUUUACUGCAGUUAAAUGGAUUGGAGAGAUUUCUGAUGGGGACAUAAUUGUACUGGGUGUAAGAAAAACUAUUGAACCUGUGAAAACUGAUGAAAUCUCUAUUAGUCACGCUGAUAAAUUGAUCUGGGGUUGUGAAUUUGUCACCUAUUCUUUACAAAAGAGAGAAAACUUCUGCAUCAGCCAUCAUUUCAUUCCACAUGCUUACAGUUGUGUAGUUACAAGCAUACUUAUUUGCCCAAGUGAAGAAAUAGACGAUCAAAUAAAGACUAUAGUUGUAGCAACCACGUGUAAGAAGCAACUGGUAUUGUUUGAAAACUGUGUCCCCAAGAAUGUCUGCCAGCUUCCUUUUGACGAAUCUCAUAAAAUAAAAGUGGUAACAACAGGCAGAGAGAAUUGCUUCUUUCUUGUGUCUUCUAAGGCUGGAAGAGUUUGUGCUGUCUCAAAGGAAAGUUGGCAGGUUGUUGCUGUUUGGCAGGAGAUAUGGACAGUACAAUUGGAUGACUUCUUAGGCAUAGGAACAGAACAAAUCUUGUUGCUCCCUUCGGCAGCUUGCACUAUUGAAGACUGCUUCAAAAGUUUUGUCUUAACUGAUCUUGGUGAAUUCAAUCACAAUGUUAACUCUGGACAUGCUGAAGAUAAUGGAACACAACCUUAUGACAAGGGACAUGUAAAUUAUUACCACACAGUCCAAGCUCUGGAGGCAAGAUUACAGCUCGGCCUAGCCUCUCUUGAAGAACUGCAACAAUUAUUAAGAGCUAAAGAAAGAGUUUUACUUCAGUCAACCAAAGCUCUAACAAGCCUUAUUGAAGGAAAGCAGUCUACUUUGCCACAAGCUGAGGAGGAAGGUUUGGUUUCUCUUUGGAAUGAAGAGCAGCUGGACCUACGGCCUCUUGUAGAGCAGGCUUGUCCUACCAGUCAAGUGUUAAACUACCCAGUACAGAAGAUCUGGCAACGCAUUGUGGAUAGCAGCUGGAUCGUGGGGAUACAAUUAUCUGAAUCUGUCAGCUUAAAUUUUGACUAUCUGAGUUUGUCGCUGGUGAUGGAUCAUGACUUUACUGCUGCUCCAGUGAUUCAAUCUCAAAGUAAAGUAUUGAAGGUAAGCAGAUCCCCAGUGUUGGCAUCAUUUCACCAAUAUCCAUCAGAACCUCCACUGAAGAAACCAAGACUGGAGAUGCAAGAUAUACAUGCUUUGAGGAGCAGCCAUAAGGAAGACCCGUGUUUUCGGACUUACAAAGAUCAUACACAGACCAUCACAGUUGUCACAGACUUGUCACCGCUGCUGAUAUACAAUAAUAUUCAUUGCUGUGUAUUACUACAUGGUACAAUGGGUCCUAUUCAGAAAACUGAAUCAACAAACAGAGAGAAGAUUAUAUCAUGUGGCAGAGUUUCUUUAAACCUGGAGGACAUCUGGAAUGAAAAGUAUGCAAUAAACUUGUUGCAGAAUCCUUUGCUAUGUACAGGCAAUGCAGUAGAAGAUUUUUAUGGCACUGUAGCUGCAUCUCGAAGAUCAUCAUUCCGAAUAUUUUCUCCUGAUUAUACUCUGACUCGGGUGAAAGAUUGGUUGUUGGGUUCAAUGCAGUGUGAUCCUUUGAAAAUUUGCCCAGAAUAUCUACUGUGUUCUAAAAGUGGACCUCUACAGGGUAUUCUACUUAACUGGCAUCCACAAAAUCCUUUCCAAGGAAUUUUAACAGUGCUUUGCAGAAACCAAUCGUUUUUGCUGAUGUUUCUUCAUGGCCUAAUUAAAAUCCUUCCACAGGGUUGUGUGGUAACCCACGUUAGUGCUGGGACUGAAGAUCAAAUUGCGGACAUGUUGGGGUGUGCUCUUGAGCAAGAGUGUCUUGCCUUCAGAAAUGUGAUCACUUCUGCUAUCUCUGAAACUGAGAAUGCGUUCACAAUGAGAGCCAAAACAGAGAAAAAGCAGAAUAUUUUGGUUCAUACUCCCUUAUUAAAUAGUGAGGAAAAGGUACAAGAGUACAGAGCAAAGUUUCAAAUUGAACAAGAGCAAAGUACUUUGGGGAUGAACCUGUCAAUCACAGGUUUUCAGUACAGAGAAAUUACAAAGAAAUUGACUGGUGUGCAGCUGAACACUGAUAGCUCUGCAUGGAGACUUGGUAGGUUCUACAGUUCAGUUUAUAUUUAAUAAUUAAAGUCAAAUUUCUAUGAAUUCAUCAGAAAAAUGAAUUCGAUAAGACACAAAGAACAUCUUUCUUUGAUCUUUCCAUUGUUUAACCUCAUUUGGCAUGCUGGUGCUAAAGUACUUUGUAAUGGCACUAAAGCAAUUUUUACUCUUGUGCAAACAGACACAUGGGAUACAGUAUAAGCAAACGCAUGAUCUUGGUUUCUCUGAGAAGAAAACUUUGAGCUCUAAUACUUCAUUAAAAAUGUUGUAUUUAACAUUGUAUUUCAUAAGCAUAAUUUGUAUUGGUUAUAAAUUUUACAUACAAUUUGAUGUACUUCUGGUAUUUGCAUGUCUUUCUUUAUGUAUUAUCCAAUCUCCAUAGAAAGUUACUCAGACAAUAACAAGUACACAAUGAGCAAUAUGUUUAUUGCCACAGAUACCUGGCAAUACCAAUACAGACUAUCUCAAGAGAUUAACACUUUAUUGCAAAUCAUUAAAUUUGAGAUGGUAACUGAAUUCAAUUUUAUUUUUGCACAUACAACCUGUGACACACAUCUCAAUAACUGCAAAAACAGAAGUAUUUUCUAGCUGAUGAUGUCUCCAGUGCAGGACAUCGUUGUCUGUACUUAUUGAAUUUAAAAAUAGUUACCAUUCCAUCAGACGUGUCUCCUUGUUUACGGUGACUGUUACACAAUAUGUCUUCAGUCUUAGAGAGCUUGCAGCUGAACCUCAUUCACUUCUACAAUAAGUCCUCUAAUGUAAAGCGUACAUUUUAGUGCACAGUCUGGUAGGUACUGUUAAACACAUCAAAAGGAGGAAGAGCCCUGUAAGAGGUUAGGAUAUUCAAAGCUGAAUUUGCCUAGAAAAAUUGAAUGUAUUCACUGCUGAGUCUGUUCAGUGAUAAAGUACAGUAUAGAGAACUGUUGUUCUAGGAUGUCAAUCACUUGAAACUAGCAAUCUAGACUUGGAUGUUCUUGACUGUUCCAUAUUAGCCACGUUACCUUCCAUGUAAAAGAGGUAAAUAACUUAAUAAGGUGCUGAAUUCUACUAGACUCCUAAUGAAGUCUGUACUUCUAUGCAACUUGGAAUGGCACAGAAUUGUCAAGCAUCAAUAUAUAUCAAAUGUCUGAAUUUUGCCUACCACCACUAAUAUUUUUCACGAGGGCUCUAUGAUCUCUCUACUUUCCUCAUCUUUGGUGUUGUUUAGAUGUGCUGAAGAAGUUUUUAAGUGUGGGUAUUUGCCCCACCUGGAGAUAGUAGCAGUAAUUAGUUGCAUACGAUGUUCUUUGAAAACAGCUAGGCUCUCUUUACGAAGAGUGUAGAUGGUACGCAGAAGGUCCGCUUCAGUGGAGAAACAAUAUUCUCAAAUUAAAAAUUAGUUUUUCAUAAAAGUUUUCUUCCUGAAAAUAAACAAAAAUCUGGAAUAUACAUUUAUCUGUUUGGCUGUCAGAUGUGUAGUACUUAAUUAGUGUGAAUGGAUAUCUUAAUGUAACAAAUGCACAAAUCAUAGAUGAUAGGAGAAACAUGAUACUUCUACUGCAGUUCUGCUCUCCAAUUUUCAAAUUCCCAAUACCUUUGAAAUUCCUUCCAUGGCAUAGCUUCAUUGGCAUUAAGGCCUAGGUCAUUGCUAUCUUGCAUCUUGCACUGUAAUUUCAUUUGAUUCUUGCAGGUAUUUCCAUAUCAGCACAGUCUUUUUGACACCUAUUUUAGUUUAUACUGCUGAAGUUUUGUAGUGUAUACAUAUAUAUGACCUACUUUAUGACACUAUCUACACACUACUAUCUGUUCCUCUUUAAUUUGCAUGCUUUCUCUUAGAUAUCAGCAGAUCCUUAUGUCACAGAAAUAACAUGAGCACGCUACAAUAUUUUCCACUUCACAUGCUGGAGAGAUAGAACUCUCAACCAACAUGAGCUUUUAUCACUCUAUUACUGUCCACAUUUCUAAACUUGUUUCAUG